Cuscuta campestris is the source of this 1617-nucleotide messenger RNA. The record is from the annotation of a GenBank genome assembly. Lineage: Eukaryota; Viridiplantae; Streptophyta; Magnoliopsida; Solanales; Convolvulaceae.
UUCCAGCGCCCCAUUUUUCAUUCAUUCACCUCUGAUCUAAACCUAAUUCAUCAAUUCUUUCUGUAAUUCAUUCAGAUUGCCUUCAAUUAGUGAAUUUUCCGCAGUGCGCAUUAGUUUCCUUCGCCUUCAAUUCAUUGAUAUCAAUUGGAUUUUCUGCAGUGUGCAUCGCUUUGGUUUGCCUUCAAUCCGUUGAUAUCAAUCGCCUUAGGACCCAUCGAUUUUAAAAAAUCUAACAUAUGAGAGCGGUUCAUUUUCAGUUUUAGUUCUCUGGCGCAUCGCUCGUUCGUUUAGCCUCAUCGAGAUCAUCGUCCUCAGUUUCUGCUUCGUCUCUUCGCCAUCAUCUGGCCUGAUCAAUUCAUUGAGCUUAAUGACUUGGUUUUGGAUAAGACCUUGGACACCUCAUUCAAGUUUUGCAAAGCCAUUGGUAUUUUAUGCCUCUGAUGGAGACUAUGGCGAAUGGCUGUAAAUUUAACUUUAGUUUGCUGGUAUGAGGGAUAUCAUGAUGGCAAAUUAGAAUGUUAGUGACUGUAUACCAACAUCUGACGAGGCAAAUCCGUUAGCAUCACAUCUUGACCGCAGCACAAUCAACACUUUGCCCCGGCCAAGUGAAGUGGAUUUCAUCAUUGCUUGUCCUCCAGCCCUCCUUGUCAGGGGUUUUCUUUAUUGACAGGCACAAUAAGAGUUCAGUGAGUGAUGUUGAUGCAUAAUGAUCUUGUCGCUUUAUCCUUUGUUGAUUACUUCAGGCCCAAGUUUCUGCUCAUUGAAAACGCCAGGAAUCUCGUUUCAUUUCAUAAUAUGAAUCCAUUUCAGCUAAUUAUAUCUUCACUUCUUGAAAUGGGUUAUCAGGUAUGUAGAUAUAAUCAUAUAAUGUACACCAGUCUUAAAAAGAGAUUCUAGUGUCAAAGUGUCUUUGUCCAGAAAAUAAAGUAUCAAACUACUUUUUAGUGUAAUAUCUUAUACAAAAAGACACAGACACGUUACAUAUGCUAAAUUUAGUCAAACAAUAACUAAUUUUUUUCAAAAACAUGUGUAGGGUUCAUGAUCCACAUAAACAACCUGUUUUUUUCCUUAAUAAGAAAUACUCAUUUACGUUUAUGAGUUCUUUUUCUCUUUCUUUAUGUGCGGGCAAGUGAGGUUUGGAGUACUCCAAGAAGCGGUAUUCUAUGGUGUAGCACAAUUUGGGACUAGUGACUUUAUUUUGGUUCUAAAUAUAACAAAACAAGACCCACUGCAAUACCUUGGAGUUGAGGCAAUUUUGGCAACACUACUCUGUACAUUUUUCUUCAUCUAUGACAACGCUGACAAUUGCAACAGUAUGUUUGGAGCAACUAUUGGCAUUAGGUCACAGUUUAAUGAAGUUUGGAGUUAAGAUUCUUUGUUUUGGUCAUUGAUUUUUGGCUUAAGAAUACAAUGCAGAAUAUGUCUUUUGUGUUUAGCUUUAAUUCUAUUGUUGGUUUAGGACAUUACAUUGAAGGUCAAGGCACAUUUGCAGUCAUAGUUAAUUUUCGAUUAGAUUUGGUUCUAAGUUUGCUUGGUGUAAUUUGUAUAUCUUUUUGAGGGGCUUUAGUUCGGUCCUCCCCUUUUAAUACACUAUUUUAAUAUAAUAAACUCCUUUUU